AAGAGUUUAUCUCUGAGCAAGAUGUCUGUCAGGUCGCAGAUGACUGUUCGUGACAGUUGCUCCGUCCUCAAAUGACCACCGCACGAGUGAAGUAUCAUGUACUCACCAAUAUCAUGAACAUAUUUUUCCACAGUCAUGACUGUACGUAUUAUCUCUGAUUAUGUAACUCAAAUGGUUGAUGCAUAAUUAUACUAUCCGCAUAAAUAACGACAUUUUAACCCAGAUGUUUGCGCAGAAAAUCUUUAUUCGUAUUUUUCGACUGUAGAGUGUCAUCACCAACAUUUUGAUAUAUUUCAAAGUAGUACAGCUCGGUUUAUUUUGAAGAAGUUUGAAUGACAACGUGCACACGGUGGAAGUGAGUGCAGCACCCUCAUCCUUACUAACAAUAAUCGGACGACGUGAUAUCUUCACUUACAAACCGUAACACCAAGACGCAAGAAAAAUCGGGUCCAACAGAUGGAAGAGACAGGCUGCUGCCCCUGGUCGUGCUGCGGCAGAGCUCCAACUGAGGAUGCACCGUCUCCAGUGCUGGCAACCAAGGUGACGGCCCUGUCGAACGGCACGGAGCUGCGAAACCUGCCGGCAGCCCACAGUGGAUCGAGUGCACGAGAGGGGCCAGUCAAACAGGCGGAGACGUCCCUCAACAACUGCUUGCCAAGCAAUGGACACCAGAUUCGCGUUGUCCGCGAACCAGUGGCCGUGGCGGAGCGGCUCCAGUCGGAGCGGCUGCAGAGGUCCGCCGCACCAACGCCUCCUGCUGGUGACGUCACAGCGUCCGUGGCGGCCGGGGAGCCACCCGCUUGGGAGCUGCCUCCGGUGGACCCCAUCAUCUGCCAGCGUCUCGAGAAGCUGCGGACCCAGGACCCACUGGACGUCGUCAACGACAUCAGCCCUCCAGGAGGACAAAGGGGGUCAGUGUCGACGCUGCGGUUCGAGCACGGCUUCUACCGCGGCGACCAGCAGUGGCUGAGCGAAACCCUGAAAAUGGUGGAGCGCGCCGUCCAGUUGGACGAGUUGCUGCCCGUUGACCGAUCUGUGCGCUACAGCAGCUCCGUCGUCGACCUCGCGGACAUCAUGGGGCAGGUCAAAGAAAUACCGGUGGAAAGCUACAGUAACAAGAAGGACCUCGAGAAGUUACUGACUGACGUUUGCAGAUGCUGCACAUACUACGCCGAGGAGAUCUUGAAGAGGACAGCAUACGAAAGCGACUCGCUGGAGGUGAAGCAGGUGCAACAUUUGUGCGUGUCGGUGAGCAACAUGGAGCAGGCGCGCGCCUUCCUGGUGCAGCAGCUGGCGGAGCUGUCGCUGGACGAUGUGGCGGCCCGUUCCUCGGAGCCGGAGGGAGUGGAGGCGCUGCAGGAGAGGCUCGCAGACACCAUCGAGGACACCGCCAACACGCUCGCCGUCCACCUCUGCGCCAGGAUAGACUUCAUCGCCCGCAAGGUGGUGUGCGGAGUGCGGCGAGCGCUGCUGGACCCGCAGCAGCUGGGCGGCGAGCGGGAGGCGUGGCUGCGCCACAUGGACGACACGCUGGCCGUGCUGUACGCCCGGCUGCGGCCCAGGCACCUCUGCCGCCUGCUCGACGUCGCCUGGGACAGCUUCCGGCCCGCCGUGCGCCAGGCCAUUGACGACCACCUCUACGAGCCCGCGUCGUGGUUCCAGCGGCUGCACGAGGAGUGCGAGCAGCUGGUGUCGUUCGUGUCGCGGGCGGACGACCGCUGCGCCGAGGAGGGCAGCGGCCCGGCGUCGCGGGUGCGCGCCGAGGUGUCUGCGCUGCUGCAGCCGUACACGCAGGACGGCCACCAGCUGCUGCACACGCUGCGCCUGCGCCGCAACCAGCAGCUGGCCGCCUCCGGGGACGCCGGCGAAGGCAGCGGCGCCAGCGACGGCGGCAGCGGCGCGGAGGACGUGCUCGGCAAGCUGGGCGUGCGAGCCCUGAGGGCGCAGCCGGACGCCGACGGAUACACGCCGCUCUGCGUGCAGAUCAUGCACGCCGCGCACCUACACCCCACCCUUUCUAAGAAGAUCUAUGUGAAAUUAAAAUUUUCACCAAAAGAGCAGUUCAAGAAAGUGGAGAAGUGCAAAACAGAACCCUGUAAGAAGGAUGUUCCUCUCUUCCAAAGUGUUUUCACAGUACGGCUGCCAUCCGUGAAGGAGGACGUGCUGCUGAUGUUUGUGGUGAAGAAGGUGAAGAAAAUUAACGCCAAGAGGCUCGCCGGGAAGAAGCGCAAGCGCACGCUGGCCGUGGCGUACCUCCCGCUCAGCGACGUCGAAGUCGCCGACAACCCAAACGACCGUGCCGCCCUGGAGCGCAUGAUCAUCACCUACUUGCCGCUCGGAGAGCCGGGCAAGACAGAUCCUGAGAUAGUCAAAAUACUGGAACGGAGAAAGCAAAGUAAGAAGACUAAAAAAAUUCUAAAGAAGGACAUACGUAUCGUAUGAUCGUGACCAGUGGCCUAAAAUUAUUUGAAGUAUGCUGAAGAGCCACUACUGCCAAAUAAAUUGCCAUAUAUUCUGUUAUACAUAUAUAUAAAUGUAUUUAACAUUUCUUUCAAAUACUCUGACAACGCGUAUGACGUGUGAAAUGACUGUACCAGACAUAAUUUUUAUAGAGACUUUUUGUACUAUUGCCAAAUAAAUAGAAAUGGUUUUCUUUUUAUAA
This is a messenger RNA of Schistocerca gregaria, 2662 nucleotides long. Its product is annotated as protein unc-13 homolog 4B-like. The transcript has 12 exons. NCBI's taxonomy places the organism in Eukaryota, Metazoa, Arthropoda, Insecta, Orthoptera, Acrididae. Bases 457 to 2442 code for a protein of 661 amino acids. The record is from RefSeq and is a predicted model, not a curated record.